Pecten maximus is the source of this 3425-nucleotide messenger RNA. Its product is annotated as mutS protein homolog 4-like. The coding region runs from base 166 to 2847 and encodes 893 amino acids. Lineage: Eukaryota; Metazoa; Mollusca; Bivalvia; Pectinida; Pectinidae. Gene Ontology annotation, cellular component: nucleus. Gene Ontology annotation, molecular function: ATP binding; ATP-dependent DNA damage sensor activity; mismatched DNA binding. The record is from RefSeq and is a predicted model, not a curated record. Gene Ontology annotation, biological process: mismatch repair; reciprocal meiotic recombination. The transcript is spliced from 26 exons.
AUACCUGGCGUUCAGAAUAUCUUGUCGUGACUGGUAGCGAAACAAAACGCCAAUAGUUCCGAAUGAAAUUAUGCGAGAGUAUCCGAAAAUUUACAAAAAGAAUGUUGGCGCUGGAGGAUCGAUUACGAAUUUAUGAUCUAUAUUUUGAGGAAGUGAAGAUUCGAUAUGGCUACUCUACAACCGAAAUAUAAUUUUGGACUUCUUCAGACACCAAUGUCAAAUAUUUCUGGAUAUGAAUCGGAAACAACCACUGAAAUUGAGAAUUUUCAUAGGAUUCCAAGACAAAAUGUGGAUCAACAAAUGAAGGGUGGAGGGCGUGAUUCCAAUAAAUACCCUUUUACUGCUGGACUGACUUCAAAUACAUCUAGUACAAGUGUUGCUGGGAUGAGGAAGAGAGGAAAGUGUUUAGGAUAUACCACUCCUGGCUCUACUAGCACCCUGAGAACUCCAGGCUCGCGUCGGACUCCUGUCAGCCUGAACUACAGCACAACUACUCCCAGAGAUUCCUCAUCUGCUGUUAUUGUCGCUAUCGUAGAGGGAAGAGGAUUAGCCAAGGGAGAAAUAGGACUAGCAAGUCUGGAUCUCAAAUGCCCAUUCCUAACACUGUCUCAGUUCUCAGAUACUCAGACCUAUGUUAAGACUAUUACCAAGCUCCAGAUCCUUCAACCCAUUGAGAUCAUAGUACCUAAUACUGCUUGUGAAAAUGGAACCAUGACAAAGCUGCUAAAAUUGAUCAAUGAUCAGUUCCAAAAUACCAGCAUAUCAACAGUGCAAAGGAAAUAUUUCAAUGAAACAAGAGGAUUGCAAUAUGUGAAGCAGUUAUGUGUGCCAGAGUUUAAUACAGUGGAGAUGGAAGUACGAGUAAAGUACUAUGCUUUGGCAGCAGUGGCAUCGCUCAUGAAGUAUGUAGAAUUCAUACAGAAUAUCAUGUAUGCUCCUGGGUCACUAAAAGUUAUCUUCCAGGGAAGUGAAAACACAACAAUGAUUGAUGCAUCUACAGCUAAGAAUUUAGAGUUGCUUCAGAACCUGAGAGACCCUACCAGUGACAUCACACUAUAUGGAAUACUGAACUAUACAAAAACUCCAGGAGGGGCAAGGUUACUAAGAGCAAACAUCCUACAGCCACCCUCAGAUCUAGAGACUAUAACCAUGAGGCAAGAUGCCAUUGGUGAGUUGACAGAGAAGGAGGAGGUAUUUUACAACUUACAGACAGUGAUAGGUCAGUUCCCAGAUGUUGAUCAUCUCCUGUCCCUACUGCUACAGAUCCCUAAGCAGGAGACAAUCAAGAUAGCUGAGAGUAAGAUCACAAACAUUAUUUACCUGAAACACACACUGGAGCUUAUAGAACCACUGAAGGAGGCUCUGAAGGACUGCGAGAAUCCUCUACUAAAAGCCUACUGCAAGUCUUUGGAGGAUCCUCGGUUUGACAUCAUCAUCACAAAGAUAUCCAGUGUUAUCCAUGAGGACACACGCUUUCAGAAGGGAACUCUUCACAUGAGAACUCAGAAGUGCUUUGCUGUCAAGCCAAAUAUCAAUGGUUUGUUGGAUGUGGCGAGAAGAAUGUACACAGAAAUUGUGGAUGACAUAUCUGAGUUGGUGACACAGUUAGGUACCCAAUACAGUCUACCCUUGAAAACCAGCUACAAUUCAGCGAGGGGGUUCUUUAUCCAGACAACCUCGUCAGGAAAGGAUGGUUUAACCACAGACAAUUUACCCGGGAUUUUUAUGAAGGCCACAAAAGUUAAAAGUACUUUAAGCUUUACGACAACAGACUUGAUCAAAUUAAAUGCAAGAAUCCAACAAUCAUUAGAGGAAAUAUACCUUAUGGCGAACAUAGUUGUGACUGCCUUGCUGAAUGACAUCAGGAGUUACUUGGGCUGUCUCUAUAAACUGACAGAAUCCGUGGCCAUUAUAGAUGUUCUUCUGUCGUUUGCCCAUGUGUGUACUCUGUCAAAUUAUGUGAGACCGGAGUUUACAGAUACUUUGGCCAUCAAGCAAGGUCGACAUCCCAUUUUGGAAAAGAUUGCUAUUAGCCAAAUAGUACCAAACAAUUCUUAUGCUUCAGAUGAAAGCAACUUCCUCAUGGUGACUGGACCGAACAUGAGUGGGAAGUCGACAUAUCUGCGGCAAAUCGCUCUUCUUCAAAUUAUGGCCCAGAUUGGAUGUAGUGUUCCAGCCGAGUACGCCUCUUUCCGAAUAGCUGACCAGAUCUUCUCCAGGAUAAGCACUGAGGAUGAAAUGGAAACUAAUUCGUCGACGUUUACUCUAGAGAUGAAAGAAGUAAACUACAUCAUUCAGAAUGCAUCCAACAGAUCGUUGGUUAUCAUAGAUGAGCUUGGAAGAGGUACCAGUCCAGAGGAGGGAGUGGGACUCUCUCAUUCCAUUUGUGAAUACCUGAUUCAGUUGAAGGCCUUUACUAUUUUUGUCACGCACUUCCUUGAACUGACCAAUUUGGAUGUGCUGUAUCCUAACGUGGAAAACUACUGUUUUGAUGUCCAGAGAUCUGUAUGCACUGAGAGUGCAGAGGAAAAAAUCAUUUUUACACACACAAUUCAAAAAGGCAAGACAGAGGAGAGACAUUAUGGAAUGGAGUUGGCAAGAAUGUCGUGUCUACCGAGAGAUGUGAUUGAAAAAGCAGCUUCGUGUGCCUUAAAGAUAUCGAGAGCUAAAUAUGUUGAGGAUAAAAAUAUUACUGAGAAAAGUAAACAACGGGCUGUGUUUAAACUUGCAACAAGGCUUGUUCAGACUGCAAGAAAUUCGAGGCUGGAUUCUGAUGGGCUGAAGAUUUAUCUUCAUGGGAUGAAAAGUCAAUAUGAAAAAGAAGCAGGUGUUGUAGUUCCAUUGUAGUCCUGUCCUUGUCUUCUCGCUACAGUGUGGUGUUCAGCGUUAUUGUUUUGUCUUUCGUUCCUACGUUAUGUGAAUCUUUACGUGAAGAUGGAAAAAAACUGUAGUUAGAAGAUGGUUAUAACGAAGUUCAAGGUACACCAGAAAUUAUGAAGCGUGAACUGUAAUUGGCUUUAAUGUUACAUUUACAAAUGAUUUUUCGAAAACCGGUGAGAAUUGGUUCUUUUCAAAGUAAUGUAAUGAUAUUGAAUUGUUAAUUUACAUUAACUCAAACAAUGAUCCUGAUCAAAUGAUAUAAAAUGUCGAUACAUACGUUGUCCGAUGUAUAACAUGUAAAUUUGUGUAUUAUUGUACUCCAACGGAAUUCAAGGUUGCCUUUAAGAAUUCGUUGUAAGAAGCCGAAAUUCUGUGUCAUAGGCAUUUUGUCGGGAGUUUGACAUCUACCUUACAUAUCUGACCUGUUGAAAACACAUUAACUCGUUCAAUCACUAUUUCAUCGUUCGCUGUAAUCGUGUCUUAUUAUGAUAAGGUGUGUGUCUUGUUAUUAUUAUUCUCUUUUUCAAAUAAACAUAUUCCUGAUA